AUGAAGAAGAACGCCAAGCUGACGAGGACCUACUCGACCUUCCGAGAUGCAAAGCUCGCCAAUCGUCUCAAAGAUGAGGAGCUGAAGAGCAUCUUCGACUCCUUGGACAAGAGCAACCAGGGCUUCAUCACCACCAACCUUCUCAAGAAGGUGCUCGUGGACGAGGGCCUGGGCAAGGGCAUCGUCAAGAAGGCCGUCGACACGCUCGACCAGGACAAGGACGACAAGAUCUUUGCCGCCGACUUCCUGCGCCUCAAGGAGAUGAAGACCGACAUCAUCGAGCGCGCUCUCACCGGGCGUGUGGCCAUCCCCGACUGGGCCGACUUCAUCAACAACCUCAAGGAGAUCUAUGAACACUGCGAAGCGCUGGAGACCGGCCAAAACGCACAGUACAUUCCUCAGUUGGCGCGCGUGAACUCGAACCAGUUUGGCAUCGCGGUGCAGACUGUGGACGGACAGAUCUGGACUCACGGCGAUGCCGACGUUCCCUUCACCCUCCAGUCGUGCUCCAAGCCCAUCACUUAUUGUAUUGCUGAGGGCGACAGAGGCGAGGAGAAGAUGAUGCGCCACGUAGGUCACGAGCCCAGCGGCCGCAAGUUCAACGCCUUCGAGCUCGACGAGCGGAACCCGGCCGAGAAGAAGCCCUUCAACCCUAUGAUCAACGCCGGGGCCAUCGUCACCGCCUCGCUCCUCAAGCCCGACUACGAGCCCGCCGACAGGUUCGGCUACGUGCAGACGGUGUGGCAGCGGCUGUCGGACCGCGGCGACGGCCAGCCCACGACCAUCGGCUUCGACAACGCCACUUACCUGUCCGAACUGCGUCACGCCGACCGCAACUUUGCCCUCUCCUACUUCAUGAAGGGCGAGGGCGUGUUCGACAAGUCGGUCAACAGCGACGAGAGGGUGCGCGCCCACCUGGAGUUCUACCUGCAGCUGUGCUCGAUGACCGGCACCACACGCGACAUGGCCUCCGUAGCCUCGGCUCUCGCCAACGGCGGCACCAACCCCAUCACCAAAGAGAAAAUCUUCCCGGCGGCGUGCGUGCGCAACUGCCUGUCGAUCAUGUUCAGCUGCGGCAUGUACGACUACUCCGGAGAGUUCGCCUACAGCGUGGGCCUGCCCGCCAAGUCGGGCGUGUCCGGCUGCGUCAUGGUGGUGGUGCCCAACCUGCUGGGCAUGUGCAUCUGGUCGCCCCGCAUCGACGACCAGGGUAACUCGGUCCGCGCUGUCGAGUUCUGUAAGCAGCUCACCUCGCGCUACGCCUUCCACGUGUUUGACGAUGUCAUCUCCUGCUCCGAGGGAUCGCAGAAGAAGAACCCACGUCUGCGCCAGGCGACGAACAAGGAGAUCAACGUCAUCAGCGAAUUCAUCUUCGCGGCCGCCAACGGCAACCUCACCCGCGUCAUGGAGCUGGUGCUGGCGGGCACGUCGGUGAACGUGGCCGACUACGACGGGCGCGCCGCGCUUCACUUGGCCGCGGCCGAGGGCCGGCUCAAGGUCGCCGAAUAUUUGGUGAACAAGGGCGCCAACGUGCUGGUCAGGGACAGGUGGGGCGCCACGCCCUUCGAUGAGGCCGUUCGCGCUGGGCACAAGGACCUGGCGGCUCUGCUGGAGCGGGCGGGCAACGAGAGGAAGGCCGCGCCCGACAGCGCGCCCGAGUCCGACGUCGUCACGCCCAUCGCCGACGGCCACUCGCCCAGGCUCGUCGAGACCGCCUGA
Molecule: messenger RNA, 1719 nt
Organism: Acanthamoeba castellanii str. Neff
Lineage: Eukaryota; Discosea; Longamoebia; Acanthamoebidae
Product: glutaminase
Exons: 14
Coding region: 1-1719 (572 amino acids)
Biological process (GO): L-glutamine catabolic process
Molecular function (GO): protein binding; calcium ion binding; glutaminase activity
Source: RefSeq, a predicted model, not a curated record